GUAGUAGUGAUAUAGCGGCCCAGUGGGAUUGGCGAGGAGAGUGCGAGUCCGAGGCCACUCCGCCAACAAUUAAUUAAAUCGAUCUGACGGAGAGGUUUGGGGGUUUAGGGUUACAUCUAGAUAACAAUACAGAAGAGCCUGAAUCGGAGAUUAGAUGGGGCGUCGCCAUUACAGAAGCAGCGACUCGUCAAGUGAUGAUGAUGAAUACAAGAAGAACAAGAGAGGUAGAGAAGACGAUGAGCGAGUAGGGCGUAAACGAUCUGAUGAUGUCGACAAGGAGGUGGUUGUGGAGAGAGAUGCGACCAAACUUCCUGAUGAUUCUGAAAUCAAGAGGAGAGGAGGUAGUAAGAGAGAUAGAGAAAUGGAUAGAGAUAGAGAUAGAGAUAGAGAAAGAGAGAGAUAUAGGGAGAGAGAUGGAGAGCGGGAGAGAGAUCGAGAGAGAUAUAGAGAGAGAGACGGAGAUGGCCGCCGCCGCCGCCGGGAUGCUGAGGAGGAUGAGGAUAGGAAACACGAAGAUGAUGAUAAGAAGAAUGGGCGACGAAGCAGCAGCACCAGAAGAAGCGACGAUAUCCGUGAUAGAUCUGGUCGUCGGAGUAGGCAUUCUGAUGUCGAUGAUGAUUUGGAGGAAGGCCAGAUUCGUAAGACAUCAAAAAGUGAUGAUAAUGGUGAGAAGAGGACGAGUAGGAAGGAGGACAGGAGAGAUGAUAAUUCGAAACAGGAGACAACUAAUGUCUUACCUCCCCCACCCCCUCUUGACAGUCGGACUGGCGGGGUUUAUAUUCCCCCUUUUAAGUUGGCUAGAAUGCUUAACCAAGUGGAGGAUAAGUCUAGUGUUGAGUAUCAGAGAUUGACUUGGGAUGCCUUGAGGAAGAGUAUUAAUGGUCUUGUCAAUAAAGUUAAUGCUACAAACAUCAAGAAUAUCAUUCCUGAGCUAUUUGCCGAGAAUCUCAUUAGAGGCAGAGGCUUAUUUUGUCGUUCUUGUAUCAAGUCUCAGAUGGCUUCUCCUGGUUUCACUGAUGUCUUUGCUGCACUUGUUGCUGUUGUCAACACUAAGUUUCCCCAAGUCGGUGAUCUUCUUUUGAGAAGAAUCAUUCUUCAACUGCAAAGGGCCUAUAAAAGGAAUGACAAGCCCCAAUUACUAGCCGCCGUCAAGUUCAUAGCACAUCUUGUCAAUCAACAAAUAGUUCAUGAGCUUGUAGCUCUGGAACUACUCACAACAUUGUUGGAGAAUCCUACUGAUGACAGUGUAGAGGUUGCUGUUGGCUUUGUUACCCAAUGUGGGUCAAUCCUACAAGACCUCUGUCCCCGAGGUUUGCAUGGUAUUUUUGAACGUUUCCGUGGAAUAUUACAUGAAGGAGAGAUUGACAAGCGGGUUCAGUUUUUGAUCGAAGGUUUAUUUGCCAUACGUAAAGCCAAAUUUCAGGGUUACCCAGCUAUCCGUCCGGAGCUAGACCUGGUUGAGCAAGAAGAUCAACUGACCCAUGAAAUAUCACUUUUAGAUCAAAUAGAUCCUGAGAUUGCUUUGGAUAUUUUUAAGCCAGACCCACAAUUUAUUGAAAAUGAACAACGAUAUGAAGAACUGAAGAAAAACCUGCUUGGAGAAGAGUCUGAAGAUGAAGCCGACUCAGAUGCAGCAACAGAUGAUGAAGAGGAUGAAGAUGAUGAAUCUGAUGAAGAGCAAAUGAGAAUAAGAGAUGAAACAGAAACAAAUCUUGUGAAUCUUAGAAGGACAAUCUACCUAACAAUAAUGUCUAGUGUUGAUUUUGAAGAAGCUGGUCAUAAGCUUUUGAAAAUUAAGCUAGAGCCUGGACAAGAGAUGGAGCUCUGCAUUAUGUUGCUAGAAUGCUGCAGCCAAGAAAGAACUUAUCUUCGUUAUUAUGGUCUUCUGGGUCAAAGAUUUUGCCUGAUCAACAAGAUUCAUCAAGAAAAUUUUGAGAAAUGCUUUGUGGAGCAAUAUUCAAUGAUUCACCGGCUUGAAACAAAUAAGUUGCGUAAUGUGGCAAAAUUUUUUGCACAUCUUCUUGGCACUGAUGCUCUACCAUGGCAGGCCCUAGCUUACAUACGGCUGACUGAGGACGCGACUACUUCUUCGUCUCGUAUUUUCAUCAAGAUACUUUUCCAGGAAUUAUCAGAGCAUCUAGGGAUUCGCCUUUUGAAUGAGAGGCUGAGUGAUCCCACAAUGCAGGACACUUUCGAGUCGAUAUUCCCGAGGGACAACCCCAAGAAUACGAGAUUCUCAAUCAACUUUUUCACAUCCAUUGGGCUUGGUGGCAUCACUGAAAACUUGAGAGAGUACUUAAAGAAUAUGCCUCGCCUUAUAAUGCAACAGCAGAAGCCAGUUUCCGAAUCUGAAGACGACUCUGACACUAGUAGUGCUGAUUCAGAUGCAUCUAGUUCUGAAUCAGAAUCGGGUUCAUCAAGUGAAAGUGAAAGUGAAAGUGAUGACAGACAAAAGAAGAAGCGGAGGAGACGAUAGAACGCGAUAUAUGUUUCCGGGAUAUGGAAUGGAAUAUUGAGGUGAUUAAUAUCUGUUUUAAACCUGGUACUUGAUUAAAUCAUUUGCAAAGUCAGGCCAUCUCAUGGCACAUUGGAGAGUAAUCUCAUAUAAGAGAUGGUUAGAUGAAAAGACGAUGACUGUUGUCCACCUCAGUUUCUAUUUCUGGGUAACUUGUAAGCGGUGGGAUCCCCUGCAUAGCAUAUGCAGUCUGAAGUAGAUGUUCUGGCAUGGAAUCUCCUGGCCCCAUUAAGUGAAACAAAUGUAUGUUUUGUGUUGAUGCUUGCAGCAGUCUGUUAGUUUAAGGGGUUAUUUUCUUAUACAUCAGAGUCUGCUUUAUUUUUUAACACCCUUCGGAAGUUGCUUGAAUGUGUUUUUAUUUAAGUUUAUGACCUAGGGUGUAUAACUGAUUAAGACAUGUCAAUGUUCAGUGAGUAUUUAUAUUAUAUGCGUACUGAAGUUUAGGUUUA
This is a messenger RNA of Daucus carota subsp. sativus, 2964 nucleotides long. RefSeq lists its product as uncharacterized. The transcript is spliced from 7 exons. Bases 155 to 2476 code for a protein of 773 amino acids. Lineage: Eukaryota; Viridiplantae; Streptophyta; Magnoliopsida; Apiales; Apiaceae. Gene Ontology annotation, molecular function: protein binding; RNA binding. Gene Ontology annotation, biological process: mRNA splicing, via spliceosome. The record is from RefSeq and is a predicted model, not a curated record. Gene Ontology annotation, cellular component: catalytic step 2 spliceosome.